AUGUGCCCAGGCAGUUCCCUUAAAACAGGCAGGUUUGUGGAGGACCAAGGGCAGCAGAUGUCCAACGGCAGCUCCAUCACCCACUUCCUCCUCCUGCCAUUCGCAGACACGCGGGAGCUGCAGCUCUGGCACUUCUGGCUCUUCCUGGGCAUCUCCCUGGCUGCGCUCCUGGGCAACGGCCUCAUCAUCACCAGCACAGCCUGCGACCAGCACCUCCACACCCCCAUGUACUUCUUCCUGCUCAACCUCUCCCUCCUGGACCUGGGCUGCAUCUCCACCACUGUCCCCAAAUCCAUGGCCAAUUCCCUCUGGAACACCAGGGCCAUCUCCUACACAGGUUGUGCUGCACAGGCCUUUUUCUUUCUCUUCUUGAUCACAGCUGAGUUUUAUCUCCUCACUGUCAUGUCCUAUGACCGCUACGUGGCCAUCUGCAAGCCCCUGCACUACGGGACCCUCCUGGGCAGCAGAGCUUGUGCCCACAUGGCAGCAGCUGCCUGGGGCACUGGGUUUCUCAAUGCUCUGCUGCACACAGCCAAUACAUUUUCACUACCCCUCUGCCGAGGCAAUGCUGUGGAGCAGUUCUUCUGUGAAAUCCCCCAGAUCCUCAAGCUCUCCUGCUCACAUUCCUACCUCAGGGAAGUUGGGCUUCUUGUGGUUAAUAACUUUUUAUCAUGUGGAUGUUUCUUUUUCAUUAUGGGGUCCUAUGUGCAGAUCUUCAGGGCCGUGCUGAGGAUCCCCUCUGAGCAGGGAUGCCACAAAGCCUUUUCCACGUGCCUCCCCCACCUGGCCGUGGUCUCCGUGUUCAUCAGCACUGGCACAUUUGCCUACCUGAAGUCCCCCUCCAUCUCCUCCCCAUCCCUGGAUCUGGUGGUGUCAGUGCUGUACUCAGUGGUGCCUCCAGUAGUGAACCCCCUCAUCUACAGCCUGAGGAACCAGGAGCUCAAGGAUGCUGUGAGGAAGCUGGUGACUGGAUGUCUUUCAGCAGCCACAGACUGCCUGCUUUCCUCUGCAAAGGGCUCCCAGAGUAGGUCAUGA
This is a messenger RNA of Strigops habroptila (Kakapo), 1035 nucleotides long. Its product is annotated as olfactory receptor 14A16-like. NCBI's taxonomy places the organism in Eukaryota, Metazoa, Chordata, Aves, Psittaciformes, Psittacidae. The transcript is spliced from 3 exons. The record is from RefSeq and is a predicted model, not a curated record. Gene Ontology annotation, molecular function: olfactory receptor activity; G protein-coupled receptor activity. The coding region runs from base 1 to 1035 and encodes 344 amino acids. Gene Ontology annotation, biological process: G protein-coupled receptor signaling pathway. Gene Ontology annotation, cellular component: membrane.